UAUUAUUUAUGAUGAAAUAAAGCUAAAUGUGUUCAGUGAUAACUGGCAGUGCGUUGGUUAUAUUCAUGUGUUCUCCUUACAGAAUGCUUCAAAGAGAGAGUGCAGCUGCUGUUGUUGUUGUUGUCACUGCCUGGUCCAAGUUUACAUUAGGCAAUGAAGGGGAAUAUGAGGUAAAUGAUUGUAGUAAUAAUAAUAAUGAUAAUAACAAAAAGGUCACUUCAAUAUAGUAUACAUUUGACCCGUUCGAAAAGAUCACAACAACAAUCUCUGGAAACAGCAUCAGCAGGACAAGCGGAUGAUGAGGACAACGCAGCCCCUACAGGUAAAUGUUUUGGUACUUUGUUAUCCCUGAAUGAAUUGAUAUGAUCAUUCUCUGAUCAAUGCAUAUGUAUGAUAAAUAUUACAGCACCUUGUGAUUUUUUUUGGGAUUUCAAAUGAUAUUGUAUAACAACAAUAUUUUUUUAUUCUUAUCACCAUCAGACAACACUUCAUCUGUAGCUGAGAUGGAAACAGGGUCGUCAGAUCCAGAGGAAGAAGAGCACAGACAUGGUGGACAGCAGGGUGACACACUGAACAUCCCUGCAUUCACCAGGGAUCGACUGGAUGCAAAAGAAGUGGGAAACGAGCUCACGCCACGAUCAACGUGGAGCGAGUUAUGGGUUUAACAUUAAAUGGGACCAUGCGCCUGGUGUCGUGGUCGGCAGGACCUUCACUCCGAGGGUUCGUAUGGGUCUAGCCCUUUCACUCCUUCUAUCUUGUGCCAAUACCGCGCCUUUUCCUUCGCGUUUAAUUUCUCUCGAUAUGGCCCGUUCCAUUCGUUGUGCUUUUUCGUGUUUGUGUUCAUUUGUGUGCGUCGAUAGUAGCUAAAAAAAAGAACAAGUAAAUAGCCGGACUACUUGGGACUACCGGCAUGUUGCCUUUACCCCCCAGAAUGCAUUGCGUGUUGGUCACGUGGUCUGGCGGGCUCUAACCGUUAAACCUGCAGAUUAACCUACAACAACAACAACAAAGCGUCACCACCUGUUUUUGGAUUGAAGCUCCCACACCUGACGACAAUAAUCAGCUAAUGAAAAGCCGAAGCUGCAGGUCAAGCUCUGUCAUCCAGCUGCAUGGACAUUCAGCCGCAAACUUGGCCAUAUCUGGAGCCCAUCCAGGAGGAAUCGGAGCAAGAGGAUGAAAGUAGUGGAAGUGACGCAGGGGAAGGAGGAGAUGAGGAUUAUCAAGUUCAAGUGGGAAUGGAGACUGAGGAUGAGGAUGAGGACGAGGACGAUGAUGAUGAUGCUCCACUGAGGGUUCUAAGGUCAACAAGACUGUCUGAAAGUGUUCUUCAAAUGCAGUCUACCAGACAAAUGGAGGAUUCACACGUGUCAGAUCUCAGCACAAGUGAAGAAGCCACGACAUCUGAGCGGCCGUCAGGAAGCGAGAGGCAGUCCAGGAGUCCGCAGCGGAGAAAAAAGAAACCUUUUUUCACGGAGGAGCUGUUUCCUCCGUGGCUGGUGGAACUGAUGGUCAACAUCGAAGAGGCCACAACACACCAGCUGGUGAUUGAGUAACAAUCACGCGCUGAUUGUGGGGAUGUUCAGUGAUGUCGCUCAUGUCAGACAUUGACCUUGUUAGUGAGCACAGAGCAGGAACAAACCUCCCACACACAAAAACACGCAAUAGCAGGAGUCGGCACUGCCACAGAGUAAAGACAGUAGAUCAAUGCGAGGGUCACAGUUGUUGUUUUUCAAAUCAAUAAUAGCGAAUAAACGAAAAGAAAGAAAAGUUUAUGUACCAUAGGGCAUAUUGUUCUUUUUCUAUGGUCACCUUAAGUUGGAGUAAUUUUAUGUAGUGUAAAGACCUGAGAACCCGUGUCUAUUUUCCUUUUGACAGAACAACUGGGGCCAGUUUGUCUUUGCUGGGUGAGACUUAUUUUCACAAAUUAAGUGGAGCAAAUGUUUCAAGAGGUGAACAUACAGUAUUAAACGGGCUUCACUCGUACUUCAUCUCUUAACACAUUAAAGCAAAGAGGAGUUCGCAAAAUUCACCUCUGUCACUUUUUGUCCAUGGACUCUUUUGCUCACUUCACAGUAACAUUUCAGCAAAAAUGAUUUCCAGUUGGUCUGACAAUUCAGGAUAAAAUAAUUCUAAUUAUACUUUAAGUGCACCAUGACCUGUUUGGUAUAUACAGCCAUGUGGACUGCCAUGUUUUCACAAUACACAGUAGUUAAUUUUGCUUUCUAUAACAUUCUAGUUAUAUAAAUAACACAGUAUUAUAAUAUAUAUUAUAACUUGGCACAAACAAAACAACAAUACAUUGCAAAAGUAUAGAAUUAAAGACCAUUUAAAGCAUCAGCAAUAGAGCCGGAGUUGGCUUGUUACAGUAAGAAGAAUAAGAAGCAUUAUUUCUUUUGAUUUUAGUCAGAUUUCAGUCUAUUAAACUAAUUUAGCAGGACAUUUCUGUUCAAAGAACAAAUCUCUUAAAAAGGGAACGCCUGUGGUCAUACAGAGUUCCGAAACAUGACGUUAGUCUUGUGCUCUUACUGUACUGUCGUGGUUGGCAUUUGCCAUAGAUAGCUAUGACCAAUACUACACCAAGGAAGCAGCCAUGCAGUUACUACUGACUGUCUUCAGAUAAACAUGUUGUGAUUCUAGCAGGGCGAUCCAUAAUGUUAGGCUUAUGCAAUGUUGAAAGCAAAUGACCUUGUUUAUCUGUCUCGCUGAUAAGAGGAACCUCCACCAAAGAGACCAAGUGGACAAACAAGAUUUUUCGUGUCAAAACAGUGUCAAAGCACAACUUUGGUCGGCGUCGCUGAACUGAAAUAAGCGUUUGACAACACAGUCACACUUUUUCCCUUCACCCGGCAUCAUCUGAUCCACCCAGAGCCUGCAGGAUGUUCUCUAUUAUCACUUUCUAUGUUGACACAUUUCUUGACAAACCAGUAUCCAUGCGGGGGUUUUCAUAACCUGAAGUACAGACA
Solea solea (common sole) is the source of this 2963-nucleotide messenger RNA. RefSeq lists its product as uncharacterized. The record is from RefSeq and is a predicted model, not a curated record. The coding region runs from base 1110 to 1553 and encodes 147 amino acids. NCBI's taxonomy places the organism in Eukaryota, Metazoa, Chordata, Actinopteri, Pleuronectiformes, Soleidae. The transcript has 3 exons.